AUGGAGGGUACAGCUUUGCCCAACAACCAUCGAAAUAAUAAAAAUUCCAGUAAGAGACGACGAUCCAAACAAAAUAAAGCUCAAGGAACAACAACAACAGCAACAACCAAUGAUGAACAAUUUAGAAUGGAGAGGCCUUUUUUUCAUACAGGUUCUCCAACAUUUUAUACAUCAACAUGCAAACAAACUGAUGCUACUGUUUUAUCUUUGAAUAAAGAGCAGCCAAUAGUAUCAAAUAUGCAUGAACAACAAUCCUUUGUACAAAACAAUAAUUUGCAAUCUGGAAGUAAAGUGAUUAGCCAUAAUUUGCAGCCACUAAUGCCAUCUACACAACUGCCAUUACAAACUGUAAUUGUCAGAAAGCUCAGUGUGAGAGAAAAAAUUCCAGCAACUGGAUCAAAGAAAUUAGCAUCAACCUCAUCAAAUAACAUGUCGACAUUGGAAACAGCGAUGCACUCAGUUGUUAUGAACUCAAAUAUAACUACGGAUAAUAAUUUAUCUUCGUCAGUACCACCACGACCUUUAACAGCCCGUGAAAAUGAAAUUUAUAAAAAAUUAUGUGAGAUUAUUUUAACAAUACAUAAAAGCAAAGAAUUUGUAUCACGUGAACGAGUUCAACGAGAAUUAUUUCAUUAUUAUAAUGUUAACUCCUGACCGAAAACACCAGUAUGCCUUAAACAACUUUGCUCUGAUAUCUAUGCUCAUUUGAUUCAUUAUGAUACGCCACUCACAAUCAAACAACUUAUUAAAAUUGAUGAGGAUCUAUGUGCUCAAUAUGAUGUUACUAAUUUUUCUGCAUUUACCUAUGAUGAAAAUGAUGAUGAUGAUAAUUCUGCAAAUUUUAUAUUAUUUCUUAAUAAAUAUCGUCAAAUAAUCGAUCCACAUGAAGAAUUAUCUGUUUAUGAACAGACAACAUCAACAGACAAUCAAACAGAAUUGUAUUCAUUUGUUGAACAGUUAAGCAUUCUGAAUAAUGAUGAAAUAAAUGAAGAACAUCAAUUGCAACAUAUAGCAUUGAUUCAUGGACAUGUAAACACUGAACAACUUCAUAUAAGUCCAGAAAAAUUAUCAGCAGUAGACAAAGCAGUUAAACAUAAAUUUGGUAGAUCAAUUAACUUUCGUAAAGGAAAUCAAAUAAUAAAGAAAGCUAGAAAAAGAUUUCAAAAAAAUAAAUACACAAUUAUUCGCUUUGAAGAAUCUUUAUUAGAUAUAAAUGGUUUAAAUCAAUUGGAUAGUUGUCCAAUAUCACUGAAUGUUAAUGAAAUUCAAUUAUGUCAAUUAAUACUUCAUUGCCCAUUGAUGACUAAUCUUUAUACAUGGCUUCAGUGGUUAAAUUUUUUUCAACCAAAAUAUGGUACUCUCAAAUCAUUUAUUACUAAGCACGAAUGUAAGUUCAAAGAUCUUCGUUUACUUGAAACAUCAACUGGAGAAGUAUAUCGUUUACCUAUCAAUGCCAGUCUUGCUACAUUUGAACAUGAACUCAACGAAAUGCAUAUUCGUUCAGCUGUUGGACAUCUAUGUUCAUUGAUUAUUGAGGAAGGUUUAAUUACACGAUUUCCAAUUAAUGUUUAUCGAACAUCUAUGGAUACUUGGUUUCGUCAUCUUAGAUCUUUGGCUACAUUACAAAAUGAUCAUAUCGAUCCAAUGCAACAUAUACUUGAUUUUUUAAUGUAUCUACCAAUACUUAUUGGUCAAUCAAGAAUUAUUGAAGAACUUAUUCUUGUACCACUUGAUAAAGUAUUUGGUGAUGUUUCAGACAAUGCAAUUAAUGUGCGAACAAGACUAUGGGAUUUAGCAAAUGUACAACAAAGGAUAAAAUUAGAAUUAUGGGGUCAUACAGUAAAUAUUGUUGAAUGGAAGAACGAAAAAAAAUGGUUAGGAGAUGAUGAAUGGGAAGAAACAUCUAUUCUAAAAUCAGAAAAUGAAUUCAUCCAACAACAACAAAACAUUGAUGCAGUUAAUCCUGCUGUGAUGACAUCAGCUGUUACGAAAUCACUUUCGACUGUGACAACUAAUAUAACUUCUAUUAUACCUACUCCAGCUGCAGCUAAUAUCAAUGAUAAAAACGAUUCAGUUCAAGCUGCAUUCGAACAUAUCGAAUCAAUUCGUCGAGGUUUUGGUGUUGAUAGUGGCCUUGAUCCGACUAGCCAAUCAAUAAUUACUAAUCUUCUAGGCAUGAUUGAACGAAGUUUAGAAAGAUUAUCUAAUGAUCUCUACUUGGAACAAGGUCAUUUCGUACUAGAACUUAUUCAAAAUGCUGAUGACAAUCAAUACACAUUAGAUCGUGUACCUACUCUACGUUUUAUUCUCUCAUCAGAACGAAUUCUUGUGUGUAACAAUGAAAUAGGAUUUCAACCUUGUAACAUUGCAGCAAUCUGUAAUGUAGGUGCUUCAACUAAAGGAAAACAUAAACAAGGUUAUGCUGGUCAUAAAGGUAUUGGAUUUAAAUCAGUUUUCAUGAUAUCACAUCGGCCAGAAAUUCAUUCUCAAAAUUAUCACUUAUGUUUUGAUACUGUUAAUGGAACUCAACAAAUUGGGUAUACAUUACCAAUAUGGAUAGAUCAAUAUGAAGAAGAAUUACCUAAUAUUGAUGAAUGGGCGACAUGUAUUCGUCUACCAAUUAAAAAAGAAGCACAAGAUGCUCGACUAAAAGAAAAUUUUAAGAAAAUAGAAUCAAUUUUUCUACUCUUUCUCAAUCGUUUACGACAAGUUGAAAUCAUAAAUCAACAUGAUAUUUCUUCGAUUCAUAAUAAUAAUAAUAAUAAUCGAAUAUUUACCAGAAUUGAUCAUGUUCAUGGACAAAUUAUAGAAUUACAAGAAAAGAGUAUGAAUGGAACCAUCAUUAGUAAUUUAUGGCUUGUAGUCAAAAAGGUCAUUGAAGUACCCCCUAAUAUUAAGAAAAAAUUACAUGAUGUAAAAGGUGAUGUUGAUUCAACAAUCAUUGCCGUUGCUUAUCCACUCAAUGGUAUGCAAGAUUCUUUAUCAUCAUUUCCACCAACUCAGCCUGUUUUUGCAUAUUUACCACUUUGUUCAUAUGGAUUUCGUUUUAUUCUACAAGCUGAUUUUGAAGUUCCAGCAAAUCGUCAAGAAAUUCUUCAUGAUAACCUAUGGAAUGAAUGGCUUAAAUCAGAAAUGACUUGUCUUCUUUCUUUAGCUUAUUGUCAAUUUCAACAUCUACCUGAUCUACUUACAUUAUCUACAAUUAAUACACAAAUAAAUUAUCAACUAACACCAAUACAAAUAAUAAAAUAUUUUCUUAAAUUUUUUCCUCUACAAAAUGAAUCGAAACCAUUCUUUAAUACAUUUGUUGAUAAAAGUAUUCAAUUACUAAUGGGUAUUAUUAAAUUACCGGUUUCACAUCAAAAUGAGAAAGACGAAAUAAUUAUCGAUUGGGUUUCACCUUCUCAAUGUGUUAUUGUACGAGAUGAAUUUAUUCGAAAAAUUCUCUCACAAGAUUUAUUAUUAUCUCAUUUCAAUAGUUAUUAUGUUCAUGAACAAUUAGUCCAUGAAUGUGAUGAACAAAUUCUACUGAAAUUAGGUUGUCGUCAACUUGAUUUUUCAGAUAUUACACGACUUAUUGAAGUAUCAUAUAAACAAAAUGAACAACAACAUCUUAAAACAACAUCAGCUAUAGAACAGAUUGCUCAAUGGAUUGUAUGUCUCGACUAUAGUCUUCAACAACAGCGAGAAGAAAUGAAUUAUAAAGAGCGUGAAAAUGAUACAAUUUUAAAACUUAAACAGUUGAAAAUUAUUCCAUUAAAAGAUCAAUCACAUUUAGUAUCUAUUGAUGAAUUUGACAAACAUACUAUCUCGUUUCCACCAGACAAAUCAACUCCAUUUUCAAAACAUCUUAAACUUGUUCUUGAUGAUAUACCUACACUUGAUGAACAAUUACUUAAUUUUAUUGAAGAUAAAUAUCCACGACGAAUUGAUUCAAUUAAACGUCUUCUUCAAAAUCUUGGUAUCACUAAAGCAUAUAAUAUUCGUGAAAUAUAUCGUCAACAUAUGUUACCAAUUAUGUCAAAUCCAACGCGUUGGUCUUCAAAAUCAGAAUUAGUAUUAAUUGCAUAUCUUUUAUGUAUUUAUGAAUAUCUAUACUUACCUAAUCCUGAUAUAUUUGAAAAUGAAUUAAAAACAUUACAAAAUAAAAUGAUUAUUAAAACACAUAAUAAUCAAUUUGUUUCAUUAGGUUCUUCUGAUGUUAUUGUUCAUUUAACAUCAACGUAUGGUUGUAGAGAUUCACUUGAAUCUUUAAAUUUAUCCAAUUAUCAGUUCCUUUUUAUUUCUGAUGAUUAUUAUACUGAGUUUUGUCGUACCGGACUAUGUCGUAACGAUCAUGAUUUACGUUCUUUUGUCAAAUUUCUUAAGGACCUCAAUUUGAGUGAAUUUCUUCUGGUAAACGUGAAUGAAACAUCGUUUAUCGAUGUUCAACAACUUGUCGAUACUAAAUGGGCCUAUUUAAUUCCACAGUUAAUUGAAAUGAUUCAUGAACCAUUUAUAAUACAAGAUUAUCGUUCUGAUGAGUUC
Molecule: messenger RNA, 4527 nt
Organism: Rotaria sordida
Lineage: Eukaryota; Metazoa; Rotifera; Eurotatoria; Philodinida; Philodinidae
Source: the annotation of a GenBank genome assembly